AUGGAAGCGUUUUGCAAAGAAGUCAGUGUAAAUGAAACUAUCAUAUUGGCAGAAGAACUGAAAAACGUCAAAGAAUGGUUUAUAUUGAUACAGGUAACAUGCUGCGUGCUUGGAGUGGUUGGAAAUAUUCUCAAUAUCCGUACUUUACAAAAUCCGUCUUUGCAAACUGUACCAUUCAUGUAUAUCCGAGCACUGGCUUAUUUCGAUUUGAUUGCUUUGACUAUGAUACUGACACAUUUCGGACUGAUCCGCUUCGAUCAUAACACUCCCAUCAUGUUUUAUACCACUUACAUCGAGGCACCAGUUAUCAACACUUUCCUUAUCGCUGGACUCUACUGUGCUUUCUUUUUGACAAUUGAACGUCUCCUCCUAAUAACUAGACCACAUCACAAGUCUUCAUCAAACCCGAAGACCCAAGCUCGCAAGAAAAUUGCGCUGAUGUUAGGGCUUUCAUUCCUCAUUCAUUUGCCGAUGGUGCUUCAAAGGACGCUCAAACAGAAUGAAGAUGGGGAGUACGUCAUGGUUAACAAUAUCAGUCUUCUUUGUGGGGAACCUAAUUGGUCGAUAUACAGCUAUUAUAAACUAGCUAGAGAAUGUUUGAGAUUCAUAAUAGUACUUCUUAUGACUAUUUUCAAUCUCAUCAUAACAAGAAAACUGAAGCAAACCAAGGAUCGGAGGAGAAAACUUGUUCGGCGGUCUCCUCCUCAAAAUAGCUCCCCUAAUGGACUGGUCGCCGACUCUGAAUCAAGUGUCUUGCCUGUUCUUAGACGUGAGGAGUCAUAUUUAGUCAGAAGUUUCACCGAAAACCGAUUGACUGUGCUGAUGAUUGUAAUCUGCGUCAUUUUCUUACUUGGAAAUGUUCCACAAAUCAUCGUGAUGAUUUUACAAAACGAAGCAAUGGAGCAUAAUUUUAAGUUCCAGGUUUACCGUCAUUGCUCAAACACUCUAGAAGUACUCAACCACUGUCUCAAUUUUUAUGUCUUCUGCAUUGCGAGCACAGAAUACACUAGAGCUUUCUUCCUCCAUUGCGAGUGCAUGCAGAAUAUGUUGUUGAGAUUCCCAACCAUUGCAAGAUUCGUGAUUAGCCGAAGAAGCAGCAGCGUUAUGGUGAGCUCCGGUGGUUUUGGUGUCGCUAAUAAAGAGUAUCUGAGCAUGGACUCCAUCCCAGAAGAGGCCAAAAACUGGGUCGUUGAUCCGAGCUCGAGCCCGUACGCCCACGCAGACUCGAAUCUCAGAAGUAUUCUGGUGACUGGAAACCGAGAGCCCCGUCAGAAAAAGUCACUGACCAUUGUGAACCAUUUAGCUGUGGAGGAAGAAAUCAACUCUGACCACGAAGUCACAGAAAUCUAA
This is a messenger RNA of Caenorhabditis remanei, 1350 nucleotides long. RefSeq lists its product as uncharacterized. Gene Ontology annotation, biological process: G protein-coupled receptor signaling pathway. The record is from RefSeq and is a predicted model, not a curated record. Gene Ontology annotation, molecular function: G protein-coupled receptor activity. The transcript is spliced from 9 exons. Gene Ontology annotation, cellular component: membrane. Bases 1 to 1350 code for a protein of 449 amino acids. Lineage: Eukaryota; Metazoa; Nematoda; Chromadorea; Rhabditida; Rhabditidae.